CAUUAAUACAUAGAGAUUGAUAGAACUUCUCAGUUGUUGAAAUUUCUAUUUUUUAUACAGGACUAUGAGUAAAUACACAUGAUUUAUCAGUCACAUUAAUUGCAUAUGCUAUCUAAGUUAUUCUGUUUCUCUAUAGUACUGCUUGUUUCAUGAUUCUUUGAUUAAAAUCCUUGAAAAUUUAGCUUUCGAUUGUGAGUUCGAUAGCAUUAAUGAAAACUUACAUUUUCUUGCAAGAUAUCUCAAUGACUAAUAUUUCCAUUAGGAUGCAUGUAGUUUCAUUAAGUCAUUUGAAAUCAAUUUUUUCAAGAUGAUUUUAUUGUACAUUUCUAUAAGCAUAUUAUUUUCUAUCAAAAUUAUAACCAACUAUAUAGUUUCAUGAUGUUAAAAUAUUUAUACUCUAAUCAACAUACAUAAAAGAUUCUAUGAAAACAAGAACUUAAAUUUAAUUUUAGUGAUCAAUCAUCACCUCUAUGUAUAUUACCAAAUCAUAUUCUUAGUUCAAUAUUUUCUAUUGACAAUCUAGAUACUUUAAUUAAUGCAUUAAAAUUAAAUAAUAAAUAUGAUCUAUAUAAAGAACAAGAUCAAUUGUAUGAAAAGGAACAUGUUUUACGUCAAAGUCGUAAUCAUAUAUUUAUAUUAUCAUCUACGGAUAGAAAUCAUAAUGAUCAAUCAAUAAUUUCUUCAUUACAUUCAUCGUUAACAAAUGGUGAUUCAAUAUUUACACAAAAUAAAAUUGAUAAAUUACCUAAUACACAAGAUAAUACUUAUCGAUAUUUAAAAGGAAAUCUUAAUGUAUCAGCACCAUUAAAUAAUUCCAAUGUAAAAGUUCAAAAAAAAAUUAAUACAACUCAAUUAUCAUCUUCAAGUAGAAAACAAAUAUUAAUUCUUUUUAAGAAUGAAAUAUCAUAUAUUUUAGAACUUGUUCCACUUCGUACUGUUAUGCCAAAACCUUUAUGUCCUUUACCAAAUCAUCCGCCAUUACCAACAAUAAUCGAUAGAAAUAAUAAUUCAGUUACAUCUUUAAAAACAAAAAUAUCUACAACAAAAAUGCCGAGUGUUAUUGUUCUUGACUGA
Molecule: messenger RNA, 1074 nt
Organism: Rotaria sp. Silwood2
Lineage: Eukaryota; Metazoa; Rotifera; Eurotatoria; Philodinida; Philodinidae
Source: the annotation of a GenBank genome assembly